ACCACAUCGCCGCCUAGGCGUGGCCCCCCCUAGUAAAAUUUCCCCCUUACACACUACUACAUUAAAUACAGUGAUGAAGCAAUUAUUAGUCGUUAGAGCAGAGCCUCAUUCCGAUCCUCAAAAUGUCGUGUCCUACGUAUACCAUGGUGCUCACUUCGGCUGAGACAGCCCGCUUUCAUACCAGGUUUCUCCAUGAGGUAGUUUAUAAUGAACCGUAGCAAUCAUCAGGUACCUUAGGUACGCAAGGCUGGAAGGGACCUCGGGAUACACCAUGCCAACUUUUAUACGGGCGACGGGCGUACCCCAAGUAGACCGAAUUGAGGCUCUUUUGUGCAGGAAUACGUUAAAACAUGGAACUCCCCGGGGUAGUGCUAUUAGGUGUCAGAACCUACCUAACCUACCUAACCUCUACCUUCAUCCCUCUCUCAAACUUCAACGUGUGCUACCAACCUUCCUUGAUCAAACCAACACACAGUUUACCUACCCGUUUCUUCCUUAAACUUGACCCCUAAGUUCGCCUCAAGACAGAUGACACCAAGGACCUUGUUGAUCACCCCGCCAAGGACAGUAUCAAAACUACAACGGUUACCUUACGAAAUAAUGGCUUAUAUCGUGGAAUAUCUAGACAUAGAUGAGAUAUUCGACUUAUCUCUAUCCUGUCGUCACUUCCAGUACUUGGUAAAAGAAGAGAGCUUCUGUAGAGCUAUUAUUGCCACCCAAGCCUCACACACAGCCGAAGCCCGAGAGGCACAGCGUACUGGUCAGUUCUCUCGCGCUCUGCGGCGAGUUGCAAAAAGACGCCAGGCAUUUUCACGAGCGUCUCCAUACGUAGUAGGUAUCGUCGCUCUAGCCGACUCUUAUGAAUAUAUCCACGGGAUACUUUGCUAUAUCGUCGAGGCCCGGCCCAAGCGCUGGUUACGGAUCCUCGACCUUCACGGUUCAGCAAGCUAUGAGCUCGUUGUAGAUAUUCCCACCCUGGUUCAAGAGGCCGUGCCGAGAUCAGCCACGAGUCGUAAAUACAAGUUCCGGGUCUUAUAUCACGCGAACGGUAUUACUUCGUGCUUAUUUUCAUUCGCGCUGCCGAACACGGAGAAUUGGCUUUUGAUCUUCAAAGCCGAUGAGCAGCUAAUAGUAGCAGCACUUCAGCUAGACUCCGCAGCUAAGAUAUUCGUACGAAAUAAUAAAGACUAUCUUUAUGUUGGAACGCAUUCAGAAGAAGGGGCAGAUGGGUUUAGAAAAUGGGUGCUCAUGGGCUACGACAUCGAAAAGCGUUCUUGGUUUUCCCGGAAAAUGCAUUUAACAGACUUUGUCGGCUACGACAUUGGUUCUACGGUCUGCUUCGAAAUUAUAGACGACUAUUUUUACGGACUUUCUAACCAGACAGAUUUUGAAAUCAGGGAAACGGAUUGGAAUUCCUACUAUCAUUGCUUUCGCUUUCCCCUAGAUGACCCGGAUGUUAAGAAUAAGCAAACCAUGAAGACGAAGGACAGCUGGAGGAGACAACACGGCGAAGGCCCCAUAGACGACAGAUGGAGCUUUCUUAAAUUGGAGAAAGACGAGGCUUCGGGUAGAAUAAAUAUUGUCGAGUCACGAAAGGAAUGGCUCAACAAGAAGAGUGGUAGCCUACAGAGUGGUAGUCUGCGGACUUAUUACGUUACAGAAGUAAUUUUCGAUGAAAAUUCCAAGCCUGAUAGCGACGGAGAAUCCGCAACGGCCCAUGGCAAUUUGCCAGCUGAACAAAUAAUAACCUCGUCUCUCACAAGGUAUCUUAACAAACCGCCAGGCUCAGAUAUACGAUUCCGUUCCCCCGAAAAUGUGCACCCAGGAGAUGAUAGCUCGAUGGCUCUCGUCUUUACGCGAAGCCAGACGCACCUGCGGGCCUACCAGCGGUGUUGUAGCACCUAUUUGGAUUUGGUCGACGACGUCUCUAGCGGAUCAUUAGGUCCACGACAUUUACGCCUUAGGACCGGCUUUAGAAAAUCACAGACUUAUUGGCCUUCCUGGAAGUACUCGGAUUAUAAUUAUGAGGUGGAACCGAAGCAGAAAUCUAAUGAAGAACCGGCAUACCCCUAUCAGCCUAACAGGGUUUACUUUUGGCCCCCAAAACAGGACACAUCAAACCGAACCCCGUUCGUAGACGACAUUUAUCAGAUACUAAACCCUCCCGGCUGUCUAGGUGGUAUUAUUUCCACUAGCGAUGAGCGUUCGGUAGUGUACGCAACAGGAGAAGAUACAAACGGACUCAAGAUUUUGGUUUAUCUCAGUUUCGAUCCAGCAGCUAGACUGGCUGGCAUGCUUCGGGAGAAAUACGUACUGGGCGAGCAAGACAUGUCAAGUCUACCGAGUAACGAGACAGAAGGGGGCUAUCACAGCCUCGAAGCGGGAAAGGACCGGUGUAUGCGACAUUUCGGGAGCACAGACAAGCUUAUUGGCGACCUUUCUCGUCAUCCUUUGCCUUCAUAUAUAUCCGAUAUCCCGUCUAUGCAUACAGCGAUAAUGUCACCUCCCGAAGGAUGUAAGCCAUGGGCUUCGACCGAGCAGCCCAUGUAUUGGAACCUUCCAGGGAAAAUUUUCGCCUUUGCUCAUUAGAGCUUAACAGGACAUUCUACCCAGGAGACCAAUUUGCCUCAGUCACAUAUGUCGUUAUGAUGGGUUGGUUACAUUUACCCUGCAGCCAA
Molecule: messenger RNA, 2678 nt
Organism: Daldinia caldariorum
Lineage: Eukaryota; Fungi; Ascomycota; Sordariomycetes; Xylariales; Hypoxylaceae
Exons: 2
Coding region: 529-2589 (686 amino acids)
Molecular function (GO): protein binding
Source: RefSeq, a predicted model, not a curated record